Daphnia magna is the source of this 2293-nucleotide messenger RNA. RefSeq lists its product as uncharacterized. The transcript is spliced from 6 exons. The record is from RefSeq and is a predicted model, not a curated record. Gene Ontology annotation, molecular function: protein binding. Lineage: Eukaryota; Metazoa; Arthropoda; Branchiopoda; Diplostraca; Daphniidae. Bases 1 to 1668 code for a protein of 555 amino acids.
AUGAGUAGUGAAGGUCCAGUUAAGAUUGUAGGAAUUAACCAUGGAGAUGUUACAUUUUUUUGCCAGUCUCCAGAUGACAAUAAUGAACAACACAGCUUACAAAACAAGCUCCGUGCUAACAGAAGUGUUCUUGCUGCUGCCAGCCGGUUCUUUUCCAUCCUGUUACCUGAUUGUGAGUUAGACCUAGAUGUCUGCAUCUCAAUUGAUCUGAGCUUUGAAGAACUGUUUUGUGUUCUUGAGUACAUCUAUUCUGGGAAGCUGCUGUGUUCAGUCAAAAGCAAAGACAGAAUUUUAAGUAUUCUCAAAGAAUUUGAUAUUUUCGUGCCUGAUCAUCUACAGAAUUCAGUAGACUGUGGAAGAAAUGGAAGUAGUGAGGCAGAAGUGGAAAUAAUAUUUGAAGAAGCCAUUGCAAGUGAACCAAAAACUACUAAAGAUCCCACAAACAUUUCAGAGGAUAAAUCUCCCUUUGCAACUUCUGCCGAUGUUCGUGUAGUAAAUAGUGGAGAACUAAUUUUACGAGAACCCAAUAUUUCAAGCUCCAAUGAAGAUCCCUUCCAGUAUGAAGAAAAGCUUCCAGAAAAAUUCUCAAACAGUCAUAAGAUGUACAGCAACAAAAGUAAAACUCAUUGUGGAUCAAAAAUGGCUAUUCUGAAUUCAAACACCAAUGUUACUGAAACCAUUGUUGAACCGGAAAUCUCCAGACAUAAAGAUCCGGUCUUCACCGUAGUCACCAACCAACCCACUUCGCUGGAAGAAACGCUUGAAAGUAUCGUAUCGUCAGAGAUUGUAGCGGUUGAACCUCAAGAUAACCCAUCGCUAAGUAAUUGUGAUGCAGACCGUUACGCUGCAGUUCCCUGCCCAGAUUCUUGGCAGUACGACUUUGAGCGCACUAAAAAAGGGAAAAAGAAGAAAAUUACAUUUGUUGAGGAAGAGACUGAAGACAGUGACCAAGAUCCCGAAGAUCAAGACCAAGAAGAUUCUCUUGGUUACGAAGAAAAUCAAGAAGUCAAAAGUAAAUCAGCAGUACAAACAUCUAACCAGUCUGACGAUCAAAGUAAUGGUUUUGAACCUCCGCUCAACUUUGAACUAGCUGCAAAAAAGCUGGAUUCUUGUUUAGAUCAAAGUACAUCUACCCUAAGAUCGGAUGUGAAGCCUAGUUUGAAAGGAAUCGGAUGUUCUAGUUCAUUUGAGGAUCUCACUCCAAACCUGGACGUGAGUGAUAGUGCUGAAGAAGAAGAUAUUAUUCCUAAGUUGAAGUGCACACAAAACAAUGAAACCUCAAACGUCGAAGAACUAUUGGCCCUCUGCUCGGGAAAAUUCCCUGAUUCACUUUCUGGAAGAGACACGCAAAUAAGUAGUUUAACUGAAAAUGCAGAUGACGAAUCUGAUGAAGAAGUUAAGCCGUUCGCAAGAAUAAUUCCAAUGGCUGAUGAGGAUGACGAGGAAGAUGGCUCCAGUAGUGCUCUCCCAAAAUUCGUUUCUGAAAAUGACGCUGAUGAACCUGGAACUGUGCCUUCCUUUUUAGAGGAUGGAGAAAAAUCCCUGUCAAAGGUGAAAAAAGGGCCCGUGUUUGUCUGUCAGAUGACGAAGAUGAAACUAUCGAUGAAAACCAUUCGUUUGUCGAAGAAGAGGAAAUGCAUGAAGAGGAACGAGAAUUUAGAGGUCUGACUGAGUUUUUUGAAGACGAGGCUGAACUGUCCGGUUCCGAACUUGGCAGCGGUGACGAACGAGAAGACGAAAUGGAUGACUGGGAGGAGGAGGAAGGCGAUAAGGAGGAUAUUGAUGAAAACGAAGUUGGUGAGCAAGUUGGAAGAGCCCAUAUGAAGACAAUGCUUGAUCAAGACCAGCGUGAAGUUCGACUUUUUCAAGAGCUUUUUCUCGAAGAUGGAGAUUUGCAUUCUGAUGGCGGUGGAAGGCAAAGACAAUUUCGGUGGAAACAGGCUGAUGGUGAAAAUACUGAGGGAGACGCUAAGAGCUGGUUCUAACAGCCCUAGAACAAGCAAAUUUGACUCUGAACGUCGAUAAAUGUGUUUUUGGCUCAACCAUGGUGUCGCAUUUAGGACACGUAGUUGAUGCGGAAGGUAUUCGCCCAGAGAGUGAAAAAGUUCGAGCCCUAACGACAAUGCCGGUAACUAAUCUGAAGUCCUUACGUGGGUUUUUAGGUCUCGCUUCAUAUUAUCGGCGUUUCAUACCAGACUUUGCAUCCCUUGCGCACCCCUUACACUUACUUUUGAAGAAGAAUGCUGGAUGGAGAUGGACCGAGCGUCAAGAAUGCGCAAAGAACAGGAUCGUC